Messenger RNA from Molossus molossus (Pallas's mastiff bat), 1090 nucleotides. It is a transcript of the gene RHOD, whose product is annotated as ras homolog family member D. The transcript has 5 exons. Gene Ontology annotation, molecular function: GTPase activity; GTP binding. The record is from RefSeq and is a predicted model, not a curated record. NCBI's taxonomy places the organism in Eukaryota, Metazoa, Chordata, Mammalia, Chiroptera, Molossidae. The coding region runs from base 1 to 633 and encodes 210 amino acids. Gene Ontology annotation, biological process: cell migration; small GTPase-mediated signal transduction.
AUGAAGGCGGCCCGGGCCGAGGGCGAAGAGGCGCCGCUCAGCGCGCCGUCCAUCAAUGUGGUCCUCGUGGGCGACGGCGGCUGCGGGAAGACGUCGCUGCUGAUGGUCUUCACCCAGGGGAACUUCCCCGAGAGCUACACCCCCACCGUGUUUGAGCGGCUCAGCGUUGAUCUGCCAAUAAAGGGCAAACCUGUGAACCUCCAAAUCUGGGACACAGCAGGACAAGUCGAUUACGACCGCCUUCGGCCCCUCUUCUACCCUGAUGCCAGUGUCCUGCUCCUCUGCUUCGACGUGACCAGCCCACACAGCUUUGACAACAUCUAUAACCGGUGGUACCCAGAGGUGAAUCACUUCUGCAAGGAGGUGCCCAUCGUCGUCGUGGGCUGCAAGACCGACCUGCGCAAGGACAGGUCGCUGGUGAAGCAGCUUUGGAAAAAGAAGUUGGAGCCCGUGACCUACCACAGGGGCCAGGAGAUGGCGAGGUCCGUGGGCGCAGUGGCCUACCUCGAGUGCUCGGCGCGGCUCCAGGACAACGUCCAGGCGGUCUUCCAGGAGGCCGCCGAGGUGGCCCUCAGCAGCCGCAGCCGCAACUUCUGGCGGCGCAUUACCCGCAGCUUCUGCGUGCUGACCUGACGGCCUCAGCGGCAGAGGGCGGACCUGGGCCCUGACCUGUUGCCCAGUUAGCUAGGCUGGACCCAGUUCCCAGGCUGUGACCGAGCUGUCCCUCAAACAGAUGGUCACCACAGAGGCUGGACCCCUGACCCUGGGACCGAGAUCCCUGGACUGAAGCGAAACCCCUCCGAGGCCUGAGGAAGGGGAUUCCAGAGCCCCCCGGCACUGUGGAGGGCUAGUCCUGGAGUCCCCUGGACGCACACUCCGAGCUCCCCGCCCUGAACCGCACAUGCUGGAGCCGCCGUGCAGCCUGGCGCCACCUCGCUGCUGUUCCUGGGGCUGCACCUUCAGGCAGCACCCGGUGGUCCUAGGACCACCCCCACGCCCACCCCAGCCGGAACUCACACCUGGCCCCUUACCCCUUUGUCCUGCCCUUCCCAAUGGUAACUGUAACAACUAAAAUGACAUCGCCUGUCAA